UUCAACAAUAAAUAGCAGCUGAUUCAUCUUGAUUCAAUGUCACAAGUUUAAAUAAAGUUAUCUCUUUGCAUGACACAAGGCAGCAGUAGUCUUGCAGAAUGGCAGCUUGUGACAAGCAGGAUGCAGGUGAGCAGCCAGUGAAGACACUGGUUGAAGCGAUAUGCCACAAGUAUAUUGAUGACAUGGAGGUUGAGGUUGAUGUCCAUGUAUUUGUGCCCAAAAGAGGCCCUGCAAAAAUAUCAGAAUCAGGAGACCUCAUCCUUCCUCGGAACCUUCACCUGACGGACUGUGAUGUGGGCUUGGCCGGAGACUGUGAUGAGCUAAGCAGGAUGUGUCAGGGUGUGUGUGAACUGGACCUGAUGCAGAACAAGAUCACACAGUGGACAGAGGUCUUUAAAGUUAUCAAGGAAAUACCCAACUUGACAUUUCUGAACUUGACCUCUAACCCCCUGUCCUUUUGUGAGGAGCUGGUUGACCCUGACCUUGUGUUCCCGGGGGUGAAACAGCUGGUUCUGAACCACACCCACAUCGACUGGGGCAGCCUUGUUCACAUCCUCCAAGUUUUCCCUGGCCUGACGGAGCUGCACCUGAGCCUGAAUGACUACACCGUCCUCAUCAACAUCCCCGACGACUUCUCCUACCCUUCUCUACACAAGCUCCACUUCAACGGCAACAACGUCACAGACUGGUCCCAGAUAAAACAACUGGGCCACACUUUUACCCAGCUGAAGAACCUGGUCUUGACGACCUGUGAGCUGACAUCACUGGGAGACAAGGAGGAAAUCGCUGCAGCCUUCCCCCACCUGUGUGUGUUGAACAUCAACAAGACAUGCAUCAGCAAGUGGGAGGAGAUUGACAAACUAAGACUGUUCCCAGCUCUGACCGAUGUCCGAGUGGUCGGCAUCCCACUGUUUGAGGGUAUUCCCGACAAGAAGCGGCGUCAGCUAAUGAUAGCACGGACCCCCAACGUUGUGUAUCUGAAUGGAAGCAUUGUGCCUGCCCAGGAGAGGGAGGAUGCAGAGAGAGCCUUUGUGAGACACUACAUGGAUGGCGAUAACAAGCCAACACGAUAUGAUGAACUUGAAGCUCGCUACGGCAAACUCGACGCUCUAGUAAACAUAGACAUGAAACCUCCAAGUUCCUGUAAAGUGACUGUGAUCUUAGAUGACAGGCAAGAAGAAAUGGACGUCUGUGUCAAUCAAACUGUAAAACAGUUCAAAAAGUUCCUGACAAACUUUGUAGGCCAACCUCCGGCCAAAUGGGUUCUUUUCUACCACGAAACAGAGCUCAAUUUUGGGCCAAGACGCAUGGUGUACCCUAAUCGAAAACUGUAUGCAUAUAAUGUUAGUGAUGGAGAUGAAUUUAUCAUUAUGAUGAAAUCAUAAUAUUGGUGAUAAUAUACACCCCAAAAUUGUAACCCAUGUAUGGAGUAUAACUUCACUACCCAACAACGCGACAUCCUAUUGUUGAAAUAUUUCCCUACCCAGGUGUACGUUACGUAAACCUUACAGGGCUAUUUAAAUUUUGCUUUGAAGUUUCAAGAUACUAAUUGGAAAUUUCAACUUAUUUUCUUGAAAUUUCAACUUAGUAAUUUCAAGAUAAUUACCGUCCUCGGUAUAUUUUUAAAUAGUUUACAUUUUCCAUUAGUUCAUAAUAUUAACUUAUUUUUUUGGGGUAACAUUCACAGUUUUU
Molecule: messenger RNA, 1692 nt
Organism: Haliotis rubra (blacklip abalone)
Lineage: Eukaryota; Metazoa; Mollusca; Gastropoda; Lepetellida; Haliotidae
Product: tubulin-specific chaperone cofactor E-like protein
Exons: 7
Coding region: 99-1385 (428 amino acids)
Biological process (GO): protein folding
Molecular function (GO): alpha-tubulin binding
Source: RefSeq, a predicted model, not a curated record